GAAAGAUCCUUCAGAACAGAACUCAGAACAGAGAGACAACAACAAGAAAUGUAUUUCGCAGCGAUAGCUUCUUCACAACAGAGCUUUUUGUCGGACUCUUUCAGUUUCCGACACAGUUUCAAACCUAGACACAGUUAUAAGCUUACUCGUCCCAACUCAAUCUGUUGCAAAUCUCCAAACCACGACGACGAUGAAACAGAUUCUUCCCGCAAAAAUGAGAAUCAGCUUGCGAAAUUGGCAAUCGUGACGUUAGCGGUUGGCGUUUUGGCUUUGGGAUCGGUUGGAGAUGCGUCUGCGGCUAAAAGCGGUGGGAGAAUCGGUGGUCAAGCGUUUCGGUCUUCAGCUCCUCGGCCUCCUCCUAGAAUUAACAACCGAUCGAGGACCAACAUCUACGUGAAUCCUCAGGUUGCACCACCUUUGAUCGGUGGCUACGGAUAUGGUGGAUACGGCGGUUGGGGAUGGUCACCGUUUUCCUACUUUGCCCCUGGUCCUGCGGUGGCUGUUGGUGGGGGUGGUGGCUUGGACCUCCUCGUUCUCUUCAUGUUUUUUGGAGCUGCUUCAGCCGUGGCAAGAAACUUUUUCCGGUCAAGAAAUGAAGAAGACGAAGAUGACUACUAGCUAGGGCUGCUGGGCUGGAUAAAUAUAUUAAAAAAAAGAGGCAUGUGUAUAUGUGUUAUUAUAACAUAGUCAAUAUACGAUUUUGUGUUAAAAGUUAUGAUGGAAAAGACGGUUUCUAUACCUUGAGAUUAAUAACUAAGAUCAAUCAAAAAACGUAUAGCUAAACUCAAAUUGAAACAUCCUCAAAGUUUCAAAUUAAACAUUUUCUGUUUUUUUUUUUUUUGUUGUUGUUGUUGUUGUCGUUGAAACUUUAUAUUUGAAGUUCUAUCCUUCUUGAUA
Molecule: messenger RNA, 897 nt
Organism: Eruca vesicaria subsp. sativa (arugula)
Lineage: Eukaryota; Viridiplantae; Streptophyta; Magnoliopsida; Brassicales; Brassicaceae
Source: the annotation of a GenBank genome assembly